AUGCCUAAGAGAAAGACUAAAGGGGAUGCUAAAGGAGAUAAGGCCAAGGUAAAGGACGAACCACAGAGAAGAUCCACCAGGUUAUCAGCUAAACCUGCUCCUCCAAAGCCAGAGCCCAAGCCUAAAAAGGCCCCUGGGAAGAAGGGAGAGAAAGUACCGAAAGGGAAAAAGGGGAAAGUUGAUGCUGGCAAGGAUGGGAAUAACCCUGCAGAAAAUGGAGAUGCCAAAACAGACCAGGCACAGAAAGCUGAAGGUGCUGGAGAUGCCAAGUGAAGUGGGUGCAUUUUUGAUAGCUGUGUAUUUCUGGUGACUGUACAGUUUGAAAUACUAUUUUUAUCAAGUUUUAUAAGAAUGCAGAAUUUUGUUUCACUUUUUUUUUAAGCUAUGUUGUUAGCACACAGAACACAUCAUUGUUAUUUUUUGGGGAACGGACAUAUAGUACUAAUAGAAUGUCUCCAAAGCUGGACUGACAUUGGGGGAAAAACACCUUUCCUUUCUAGUUUUGAGAAACUUCCUCUUGGAUUCUGGAAGGAGGGAUCUCUUGAUGUUGACACACAUUAGCCAUCUUGGCACAAACACCUUGUCGUGUGGGAGAACUAAAAUUCAUUUUUAUGUCCUUUUCUCCCUCUCCACUUUAAGCAUAGACUUUGGCUCUCUUAAGCCCAGAGACGUAUGGGGACCUGACCC
Molecule: messenger RNA, 687 nt
Organism: Myotis brandtii (Brandt's bat)
Lineage: Eukaryota; Metazoa; Chordata; Mammalia; Chiroptera; Vespertilionidae
Product: non-histone chromosomal protein HMG-17
Exons: 1
Coding region: 1-273 (90 amino acids)
Biological process (GO): chromatin organization
Cellular component (GO): nucleus; chromatin
Molecular function (GO): nucleosomal DNA binding
Source: RefSeq, a predicted model, not a curated record